Messenger RNA from Drosophila suzukii, 241 nucleotides. RefSeq lists its product as uncharacterized. Lineage: Eukaryota; Metazoa; Arthropoda; Insecta; Diptera; Drosophilidae. The record is from RefSeq and is a predicted model, not a curated record.
CAUUUCUAAGGAGAAGAUGUUGAUCACCCGAUUAUUAUAUUUUUUCUGUAUCCUGGUCUUUGUGGCUGCUGUCCAGGAUCUACAAAAUUCUACUAGCACUGUCACUACGAGUACAACUACUGCCAAGUAUUGUCAGCUAAGUGGCGGAUAUUGUCGAAUGCAUAUGGAUUGCUGCUCAAGAAGGUGUAUGCAAGUGCCCGCUGAAUGUCGUUAACCAAUUUUAAUAAAUAAUACAUUUUUA